Molecule: messenger RNA, 6900 nt
Organism: Arctia plantaginis
Lineage: Eukaryota; Metazoa; Arthropoda; Insecta; Lepidoptera; Erebidae
Source: the annotation of a GenBank genome assembly
AUGAAGGAAGAAGAACUAUCAUACAUAUUAAAGUUGCUUGAUAAGCUUACACCAGAGAUAUAUGAUGAAAUUAUACAGUGGUAUUAUGACAUACAAGAAUCAAAAAAAUGUAAAGAAUUCAGUAAAGACACUUUAGAUUUUUUUAAGAAUAAUUUAAGAAUUAAUCCUGUUACAACAACUACUAUAUUGAGAUACGUACAAGAAAACGCUGUUCAAAACAAUACAAAUUUGAAUGAAAUACAAAAUUUGUAUUUAGAUAGUCUAAAGAAUGAAUUAAGUGACAUAAAUUCCAUAGACAGACUAUUAACACUUUUAUCAUUAGUGCGAUGGAAUGCCAAUUUUAUGCCACAAUUCACAAGCCAAAUUCUACACCAUAUUUCUGAAGAAAGUUUUAGACAAUACAGGAAACAAAUUUUGUUGAGUCUUAUACCUCAUGGAACACCUGAGUUUUUGCAUAUUAUAUCAGAUUUAAUCCAAAAAAAUGAACCACAAAAAGAAUUUAAAUUAACACCAGAAUAUAUGCUUGAACUAUGCUACCAAGAUAGAACACAUUGGCUUUUAAAAGCAGCCAUGGUUUACAAGCAACAACUCCAUGACAUGAAGAAUGUAACAUUCAAAAUUAACAAUUUUACCAAACAAAUACUCAUUAUGGUGCUGAUAGAUCUAACUAACAGUCCAGAAACAUUUGAUUUAACUUCUUUGGUUCAUCAAUUGUCAAACAUAUUCUCUAUUCUUGACACAUACACUACUGCUGAUGACCAACUGCAAUUUUAUAUAAUAGAAGUAAAAAGAGAACUGACUAUAAUCAAAUUUUGUUUGGAAAACAAUUGUAAAAUUAUGACAACUUCUAUAUUCAGCCAAGUUUUGGCGCAAAGUGCUUUAGGUGUGAUAUCUCAGGUAUGCAGGCUUUCAAAAGUAGAUAGAUAUAAAGUCUCUAGACUUUUAAAUACAAACAAUGAUUUUAUAACUGAAUUAAAGUCAUUAAAAAAAACGAAUAAAAAAAGUCUCGAUUCUAACUGGGAUGUUAUGACUUAUAACAGUUACUGUGCUAUAACAAAAAUUAUCGAUACUGUAGUGAACUCCUCCGAAGGACUCGAAGAUUCUCAAGACACUGUAUCAUCAUUGGAAGAAGUAAAAAGACUAGUUCUUUCAAUUCAACCUUUGCCAAACUGUAUUGAAGUCAUUGAAAAUAUUUUUUCAUGUCUGUUUCUACGAUAUGAAUAUUUUUCAUGUCAUGAACAUAGUCAAGACUAUCCAUGUGGAGCGCAUUCUGAUUGUUCAUAUUUUUUCUCAAAAAAUCUAAAUAAGAAUUCAAAAAGCAGUGGCAGCAGUAAUGCUGGAUUUAUGUGUAAUUCAUAUACAACGCAGCUUGUGUUGAAUACCUUGAAAUUGUGUUUAGAGAAAUUGGAAGAAAAUUUUGAGGUUGAUGACAGUGAAACUUCUUUAAGAUUAAAGAAGCUAGUCAAAGUAGUGAAUCAUUCUAUAUGGAAGCUACAGUUGGUGUCAACUCUCUCUCCUGACACUAGUCCAUUGCCACUGAAGCUAUGUUUGGAUUAUGUAGAAGUAGAUGACAGUAGUGAGGACGAAAAUCGAGAGUUAGAAUUGAAACCUUUUCGGAAAAAACCAAAGUCUAGAAAAAAACUCAAUAAUGCCAAGCACGACACAGACCAAGUUAUGUUUGCUUCCACUGUCUCAGACGAAACAUACAGUUCAAAGAAAACGAAUGGCAUCGACUUCAUAUCUAUUAUGCUAUCGAAACCUACAAGCCUUGUUGCCCUAGCACUUUACCACAACGAUUUCUCUAAGGCAAAUCAGAUUUUAGAGAUGUUCGAUUUAGCGGAUUCUGAAAUAGCCACAGAAGUGACGUUUACAGAACAAUUACGUAACUUAAUAGCAAAGAUUAAAAAUAUAAUUUACUAUAGAGAUGAUACCCGUUAUGCGACCAAAGAGCUGUCAGCACUGUCGGUUGUAUCAACCGAAGUCAUGGGUCUCGUGGAAGGUUUCCUCGCCUCAAACAGGGCGCCAAAUUCUUUCGACAUUAUGGAAUUAGGUGCACGCCAUCCUCACUUACAAUUAUAUAACCAUCAAAAUGCUCCAUUUAUAAAUGCCGUAGACAUCCUACUAAGUAGUGGUCUUAAUAGAGAAAUCACGUACGGUUUAAUAAACGUCGUUGAGAGAAAACUCGCCGAAGUUAGAAGCUGCACUGACAUCGCAGCAGUUAAGAAAAACAAUUAUAUUCGAUUCAUCGAAGAUAUAGCCAGCGUUACGUUCGAAAUAUUUGGUAACACGGAAAAGUCGUUUGAUUUUAUCGACAACAUUUGCGGGUUGAUUACGGAUUGCCGUGUUCCCAUUCGACAUAAGGAAUUUUGCAAAUUGAAUCAAUUAUCUAAAGAAUUGCGGCAGUCAUGUGAAGAUUUAGCCGACGUCGUAUAUCCAAAUGAAUCGAUCGAGCUAGAUGCUAAUUUAUUACAAAAGUAUCAUCAAAUUUUCAUGAAUGUCGUCGCUGCCUCUGACAAGGAUUUAUGUAACGUAGGGGAAGUGUCUCGUCAAGGCAAUAAGAAAACAAGAACUCCGUAUUUAAGAAUGUGUUACAUGUACUGUAAAACGGUGUCUCAAUUGGAACAGGAAGACAAUCGUUCCAAUGAAACCAUUGAUAAACCUUACUUCUCGGUAUUAGAUCGACCACUCCAUGACAUUUUCGGUAACAUGAUUAAUAACAAAGAGAUACCGGUUACUAACUUGGAGCCUAUAUGCAAGAAGUUAAACGUUAAUUUAAUACCAAAACUUAUCCUGAACUUUUGUCCAUCGAUUACAUUAUCCGGCCCUGAAAAAGAAGCCAGUGAAGUUAACUUCAACAAUCUUCUUCACGUGGUUUACGAUUUCAAGAAUCCCGAGGAAAAUUUGUUUCUGGACCCUGUUACUAACUUUGCUCCUUUGCCUCGCUCGCCGGAUCCUCAAUGCUUGACAUACAUUGUUCUCCACAACUGGGUGUUAGCUCACAUUAUAAAGAAAAUCCAUACGUCACCUAACGAUAAUAGCUUGCAACAGAGUAUGGAUGCACGUACUAAAUGUCUAAACAAUUAUAUGGAAUUAGAAAGAUUCAAUUGUACCAAACAUUUGUUUGGUAACAACAAAUACCUUGCAUCGCUCCAUACCACUGUGGACCUCGAUAAGUUAUUUUUGUUCAUGCCGCAGUUGAUUGAAUCCGGGAAGAUCUUGAAAUGCUUGAAUAUAAUAGAGUCCUUGUCGGAGCGCCAGUUGAUGUGUAGUGCCAAUUUGUCCAACUUAAGAGACUUGAUCCUUUUUAAACUGGCUACUAAUCCAAAGAUCGCCAAUAACUGGAAAUACUGUCAGUACCUUAAAUGCCCUGAACUGAAGGUGGAUCUCAUUCUUAACAAUUUGAGCGUUUGGUCUGCUGAAGGAGCCUUGGAAGUGUUAGAUUACCUUCGAUUUCUCUUGAAUCAAGAACUUUUGGAUGAAGGAUUAUAUGAGAAAUGUUCUGAUUGGAUUGUCAAAAUACCCUUGUAUGAUCAGAUAGCGGCUAUAAUGGGAGCAAAUCACUGGUAUGCGAUAUACGAAAUAUCACUCGAAAAUCCAGAGAGUGUUAUUGAAAUUCUUAUGGAUAGCCAACAGUUUAAACUAUGCUUAGAGUGGGCGGAUGCACACGAGGUAUCAGAUAACAUGAAAAAUUUGAUCGUUAUGAAUCUCCUACGACAAAUGUUUGAAUAUACAAAUCAGGCGACUCCACAUUUAGUUCAUGAACUUCUAUUACGGCUGCCGACCUCCCAGGCCAUGGAUAUUAUUCACGACGAGAUGUCUAAAGUGCGUAAUGUGGAAAUACUUCAAGUAUGCGUCGACUUUAUAUCCGAAAGCUCAUUCGAUUGGAAGGCGUUUGAAAAUAUAAAAUUGGGACUUCAAAUUAUGCUCGAAAUCGAUCCCAAUUGGCGGGGCAUGUUCUGGGAGCUCAUAGAAAGCCCCCUUCUAAUGAUCGAACAGUUCUUAAUGAAUGGGAAGUUAGAUAUCCUAGCUGUCAUAUUAAACAAGAUCGCGCCGAAAUUGAAAAAAGAUCCCAGUGGUGACAACUUAUACUACAAUAUAAAAUCUAUUGAAAACCUGGUGAUAUCGAGAAAUGCCGUUGAUGCGCUUUUGCGAUAUUACGCUGAAAAAGCUUUGGAUAUGAAAAACCCCAGAAAUGUGUUCCCUGUACCGCCCAAACCCUCCGACGAUUCGUUAUUACAGUCUAUAGAUUCUAUAAAUAUUGAAGCGGCGAAUAAACCAUUCGUGAUGCCAGAGCAAGUACCGAGUAAACAACAAUGGGUUGAGGACUAUUCAGUGGACAGAUGUAUGUUGUGUCAUACGGCAAUAUUUUCCAUGAUAAUUCGGAGACAUCAUUGUCGACGUUGCGGACGGCUGGUGUGUCAUGCAUGUUCAAGGCAUAGAAUGCAAGUGCCUACAUAUCCCAGCGGUGUUAAGUUCCGUGUAUGUGAAGAUUGUUACACUCAGACAAUGAAUCGUAAAGCAAAUUCUGAACAUGACGGUAUGAUGUUGAGUAGUAACUCUGACUCGGUGGCCAGCGGUGUCACGUGUAUGGAUUGGUGUCUGUCAACAAAUGCUAAAAGAAAUGACGCAGUAAGAACUGAGUUUAGUUACGAAUUUACGCCAAAUGUGACCCUUUGUUUGUCGAUAAUGAAGAUGCAUUCAAUUAAUUUGGAUUACCCGAGGUUCCUAUUAGACCGCAGCGAUGAAGUAGCUCGUGAGUUGUCGAGCGGUGGCGAUGCGCGAUUGUUAGUUCGAGCGCGGCGCUCGCUACUGCUCGCUGCCGCCGAGUUGUAUUCAAGAACUCCACAAGAAUCUACCGCGCCGGGCAGCCGCGCAGUGGUGGCGGAGACUGGCGCGUUGCACGCAGCGCGGUGCCUGGCGCACGCGGACGCCAUGGCCACGCUCGUCACGCACCAGGCGCACCACCUCGUGCCGCAGCAGGGCGCGCACCCCAGUCAAAUAAUAAGGUCACUGUUAGAAGCUGAAAAAUGGGAAUUAGCGUUAGAGAUUGCUACCAAAUCGGGUCUGCCGAGAAACAGUGUUCUAGCAGCGUGGGGCAAGGCAUGCUUAAAGGCUGGCUGUUUUAAACAAGCCCGAGAGAAAUUCGUACACUGUUUUAAAAAUACCUUGAAUGUUUGCGCUGAAGUUUCCGAAGACUGUGAAUUUGGAAAGGAGGCAUCUGAAUCUCAGUUGAUUAAUAGGAGGUUACAGAAUAUGAGGUACUCGGAGAGAAGGAGCUCAAUGUCCAGUGUGCAAUCGGACGGACGUCCUCGGUCCAACCCUCCGCUGCUUAAUGAAAUUAUCAGUAUGCUCGAAGAUAUGAACUAUCCCGUUAAUCAACAAUUACUAAACAAAGCCGAAACGAUUAAGUCCACAAACGAAAAGCUGACGACAAUGAAUACAAACAGAAAAAAGAUACAACUAACCGAACCGGCUCUGAACAUCAUGCACACAUUGGCUAGCGUUAAAAAAAUCAAGCUAGGUGAUUACAGUGAUUUUCAAACGGCCGUCGUCCAACCUAAGAAAAGCUUGGCACAGGGUCUUUUGAGAAGAAACAAUAAUCAAAACGAGCCCAAAGUCGAUCAUCAACUUAAAAGAUUAGAUCCUUUCUUUUAUAAAGAGUGCGUUUAUUAUCUGACGAACUACGGAUCUCACGUUGCGAACAUAGCUUUCUAUAUGAAACACAGUAACUUGAGUGAAGUGAUUAGAUACUGUUACGACAACUUAGUCGAUAAAGAGACCUUUACCGAGUCCGUUUAUAUGGAAUGCUUAAAAAAGGAUAAAGUAAAUGAUCUGUUAAAAGCUAUGAGCGACAUCGAUAGUACAUUUGAUAUGUGGGCGGAGUACAUAAUGCAUGUGUGCCGUACGCUGGAAAUGAGCAAGCGGCUGGAGGCGCUGUACGCGGUGCAGUGCGGCACAGCGCAGCACGCGCGCGCUGCCGCCACGUGCGCGCUGUUGUACGCGCGCCCCGCUCUCCCCACCACCCCCGCUGCCCCCGUCGGCCCCGCUGCCUCCGCCGGCCCCGCUGUCCCCGCCGCCCCGACCAGCCUCUUUGCGGCGCUGCACGCGCGCCAGCAUCACCUCUCCGCCGCUCUGCAUCACCUGUCUCACUGCGUGCCGGUCGCUGUCAAAACGAAUGACGCGCGAUCCUUUCAUUUCAACUUGGACAAGGCUACUAUAGACAAUCUCAUGACUACGAUCACACGACAAAUGGAGCUAGCCAAAUUUUUAGCAUCAUGUGAAGCGAGUGGCAGAUUGACUGAGAAAGUUCUCAGUGAAGCGAUUCCCAUACAAAAUACACGGAAAGUAUCAGAGAGCUCUGACUUUAGGCCGCUCACAUUAUUCGGAUCUAACACUGAUAAAAUAAGGUUGGUCGCUGUUGUAUUGGCAAGUGGACCUACCAUAGAAGUGGGAUUCGAAUUAGCCUUCAAGAUCAUAACCGAACACAAGCUAGACUCGAUGAACAUUUAUAUUCAUGUGGCAAGAUUUUUAGUUAAUGUUGAUAGAUUUAUUGAAGUCAAGACAUUGGCUAAGUGCAUACGAGCGUCCAAAGAAACUGCUGCUAGUUUGAUGAGUGACCAAGUUUUGGAGUCGGGAGUAAGUGCGGUGGUGACACGCUGCGAAUCCCGUGGUCAGCUGUACGACGAACAAGCCGAGAUACUUAUAGAUGAUAUACACAGCAUUACUAUUAAGAUAUCCUGUUACCUAGUGUGUCAUAACGCGAGUAGUGCUUACAUUCUAGCGGCUCGCCACGACCGGACAAAUGAUCUGCGUCGCGUACUGCACGAAGCCGAACGUAUUGGAAACGACCAAGUGAGGAAUGCCUGUCUCAAACGACUCACUUCGAAAAAUGUGAAGUGA